UUUGAACCUACCAAAGCGCAGAGCCCGCCAGCAAAAGCGAGAAGGCCUGGUGAUGGUGAAACCCUGCCUUCGACGCAGCCACCACCUGGUAGAUGAUGAAGCACCACCUGAUAGUUGAGGUGGUCAAGAGGCUUUUAGAGUGAGUGUGCAUAUCAUGCUGACAUGAAAUACUAUAUGAAAAGAUAUCGAGGACCAGUGAUGUAUACUUUCAUUUCUACUGUAGACUUUUAGUAGAUAAAAUGAGAUAGAGAUAUCUUCUACAUGAUCGACUGUUUACUUUCCCUCGUCAGAACAUAUUAGUAUCUUCACAUAUCAGGUCCGCCUUUGGUUUCUGCUGCAUAAUACCUGUCUCACCUUGCCUAUGGAGAAUUAUUCAAAAAACAUAAUGAUCAUGAGGACAAGAAUGAGAAGGUUAGGAUAGCUUACUACCACCAAGAUAAAAAAGAUAGAUCUGUGAUCGUUUCUGAUGGUGUCUUCUACUGAUCAACGAUUUGAAUUUGUUCAGUGUAGUGUCCUCUGCAAUCUAUUUUUAGCUACUCGUAAUAUAAAUCUAGUGACUAAAACUAGGCUAAAUUACAACCAUCAUGAUCUACAACUAUUGCUAUUGGGGACGGAGAGCACCAUCAUCAUGGAGCGGAUGAAUCAAUGUAAUAGUUAUUUGCGAUCGACUCUUACUGCACGAUAAGAUCAUCGAACAAUAUCAAAAAUUCGAAAAACGAUUUCAGAUGCUUCUCUCUUUGCUCAAAUUUCUAUUUCAUAGGGAGCUUGUAGAAGGGGAUCGACAAUUGAUCUUGCCGUGAUGUUCUUCUUAGGACAAGAUCAGUUCCGCGCCUUCACGACGACAGCUUCGUUAUUCAUUAUGAAUACUUGUAAUAACUGAAAGAAAAAAUGCAAUAUUAUAAAUUAUACUAAGUUCUUGUAACUAAGGUGUUUUUACUUUGAAGAUGAAUAUACAACAUGUACUAGCUACUAGACGGUGCAAUGGUGUGAAUGAACGCUCACCCCCUCAUAAGUGAGCCCACUCCUAUCCUAAAGUAAACAUCUCUUGAGGGCAGCUGGCAUGUGAGUCUGAAGUUGGUUCAGGUGGAAGAAGCGAAAUCAUGGGAAACACAGACAUCAGAACUUUUGUACAAACGUUAAUAUCAGACUGACCUCGCGUGAGCGGGCAUACUCAGUGAGGCACGACGAGCAGUGACACGGUCAUGUCGGCUGGGCUCGGGCUACCGCGCAUCGCCACUUGAUUGAUUGAUUGGCCCACCACACAGAAAAUUUCGGGACACUAAAUCUCUAUCUUUUAUUUUACCUGAAAUCAUAACCCUCCAAGAAGAUUGUCUUUGGCUUUGACCUCCACUCAGAUGUUGAGUGUGCGCAUCGCACAGCUAAGUACCUGGAGAGUUGGCCCCUGCAAGAACAAGAUCGCAUGCCAGAGACCACCUUCCUCUAACUCUAAUAACUCAAAUUCUAUUUUUAGAUAACAAGAAUUGAAAACGCUCGUGGCGGG
This is a messenger RNA of Amoebophrya sp. A25, 1501 nucleotides long. NCBI's taxonomy places the organism in Eukaryota, Dinophyceae, Syndiniales, Amoebophryaceae. The record is from the annotation of a GenBank genome assembly.